AUGAAACACAACAGCUUAUCGCCGUCAUCAUCAUCCUCCGAAGCCGUUUCAUCAUCGUCGUCGUUAUCAACCUCCGACCAACCACAUCCGUCCGUUCAGAGGACUUCAUCAACAUCGGCCUCAUCGUCAUCGACUACGGCGGUGGAGGAUCCGGCAGCCUCCCGAGACACGUCGUCCGGCGUCGCCGCGGAAUCCGUCACCAUCGAGAGGCGUGGCGAUUACGCCGCCUUCUGUAAAUGGACAAUCGCUAAUUUCCCCAAAGUCAAGGCGCGAGCUCUCUGGAGCAAGUACUUCGAGGUCGGUGGAUUCGAUUGUCGCCUCUUAAUCUACCCUAAGGGAGACUCCCAAGCUUUGCCUGGGUACAUCUCCAUCUACCUCCAAAUCAUGGACCCUCGCAAUACGACGUCGUCUAAGUGGGACUGCUUUGCCAGCUACCGCCUCGCCGUUGAAAAUGUUUCCGAUUCCUCCAAAUCCAUUCAUCGCGAUUCCUGGCACCGAUUCUCCUCGAAGAAGAAAUCCCACGGUUGGUGCGAUUUUACCCCCUCCAAUUCAAUCCUCGAGCCGAAAUUAGGGUUUCUAUUCAACAAUGAUUGCGUACUUGUUACUGCUGAUAUAUUAAUUUUGAAUGAAUCUGUAAAUUUUACCCGUGAUAAUAAUGAAUUGCAGUCGAAUAUACUGUCAAAUUUGAUUGUUACUGGUCCGGUUGGAGAUGUAUUGAGUGGGAAAUUUACUUGGAAAGUUCAUAAUUUCAGUUUGUUUAAGGAAAUGAUUAAGACCCAGAAGAUUAUGAGCCCAGUUUUUCCAGCCGGGGAGUGUAAUCUGCGGAUUAGUGUGUAUCAGAGCUCGGUGAAUGGGAGCGAUUACUUGUCCAUGUGUUUGGAGAGUAAGGAUACGGAGAAGACACUUGUUUCGGAUAGGAGUUGCUGGUGUUUGUUUCGGAUGUCAGUGUUGAACCAAAAGCCAGGGUUGAAUCACAUGCACAGGGAUUCGUAUGGGAGGUUUGCAGCUGAUAAUAAGAGCGGGGAUAAUACAAGCUUGGGGUGGAAUGAUUAUAUGAAGAUGUCCGAUUUUGUGGGAAUGGAGUCAGGGUUCUUGUUGGAUGAUACAGCAAUUUUUAGUACUUCCUUUCAUGUGAUUAAGGAAUUGAGUAGUUUUUCAAAAAAUGGGGGGUUCAUUGGAGGAGUGAGGAGUGGGAGUGGCACGAGGAAGUCUGAUGGGCAUAUGGGGAAAUUUACUUGGAGAAUUGAAAAUUUCUCGAGGUUGAAGGACCUUUUGAAGAAGAGGAAGAUUACGGGGCUUUGCAUCAAGAGUAGGAGGUUUCAGAUCGGGAAUCGGGAUUGUCGGCUUAUUGUUUACCCUAGAGGGCAGUCUCAGCCACCAUGUCACCUUUCAGUAUUUCUUGAAGUUACAGAUUCACGAAAUACUGCCAGUGAUUGGAGUUGUUUUGUGAGCCAUCGAUUGUCAGUUGUGAACCAGAAAAUGGAGGACAAGUCUGUUACGAAAGAAUCCCAGAACCGGUACUCUAAAGCUGCAAAGGACUGGGGCUGGCGUGAAUUUGAUACUGUUGUGUUCUCUGCAGAAGUUCUUAUCUUGAAAGAGACGUCCAUACAACAGGAAUUUAGUGAUCAGGAUACUGAGUCAGACAGUGCUAAUCCUCAAGUAGAUGGAGUUGGGAAAAAGAGUUCAUUUACUUGGAAGGUGGAGAAUUUCUUGGCCUUCAAGGAAAUAAUGGAAACACGGAAAAUCUUUAGCAAAUUCUUUCAAGCUGGUGGAUGUGAACUGCGGAUUGGUGUCUACGAGUCCUUUGACACCAUAUGCAUAUAUCUAGAAAGUGAUCAGUCAGUUGGCAGUGAUCCUGAUAAGAACUUUUGG
Molecule: messenger RNA, 1872 nt
Organism: Ilex paraguariensis (yerba mate)
Lineage: Eukaryota; Viridiplantae; Streptophyta; Magnoliopsida; Aquifoliales; Aquifoliaceae
Source: the annotation of a GenBank genome assembly